This is a messenger RNA of Aedes albopictus (Asian tiger mosquito), 837 nucleotides long. RefSeq lists its product as uncharacterized. NCBI's taxonomy places the organism in Eukaryota, Metazoa, Arthropoda, Insecta, Diptera, Culicidae. Bases 22 to 579 code for a protein of 185 amino acids. The transcript has 3 exons. The record is from RefSeq and is a predicted model, not a curated record.
AUAGAUAAAGUUCCAAAUGAAAUGGGUUCGUCUUCCAAAAACGCCAGUACCAUAAACUCAGUGGCGCUACCGAUCAAUGUUAACGACAAUCAGGCCAACUUCAAUCAUGAUGUUGGCUACACGAAAGUUAACCAGCCAAGAAAUCGAUAUCCCAAUAUGACGAAAUGGGACAACAGACUACAGCCACAAAACAAUGCUAUUACUUUGGGUAAUGCACAGACGCCAACCGCCGGACAGCAUACCGAAGGAGUGCGUUCCAAUGCACAAGGAGAAGCUACGUCAACUAAACAUAUUAAAAUACGAGAUAAUUGGACAUCCGGAGCCAAAUUGGAACAUCCACGCAAACAAACGGACAUAACGAAUGCACCCCGACCGCAACAACAACCAUCACCAAGUAGGAAAAUACGCUCCAACGACCCACAAUCACGGACCCGUCUGGAUCCCAACCGUGGCCAUGCAGACCAGAAUCGUCCUUCAAGUUCCAGUGUUCCACCCAGGUCAACGAAUUAUAUAACGGAAACCAGGGCAUCGAAUCGAGAGCGAAGGAAAGUGGGAUGCUUUCAGUGUACUAUUUUAUGAAUGGAAACAUUCGGAAUUGUCAAACUUGUUGAUGUUUUAGAUAUUUUAAUAAAUGAAUUUGAAAAUAGAUAGUAAUGCUCCACUACUGUUCUACAAUCGAUGCCGAUCGUCGUUCACAAAGCCGAAGAACAUGUACACUCCCGAUCAAAAGUUUGGGGUCACCCCCUCAAAAACGUGUAAUUUUUUUAGGCCCAUAUCUCCGCCAAUUUGCGUCCGAUUUCAAAACCCUAGGCUUCAUUCAAAAGAUAAUAAGUGAAA